AAAAAAAAGCCUCCUCCUAGGAAAAUCCACCACAAACCCCAAACAAAACCCCUCAGUACUGUCUCCUCACCCUUUUUCCUCAUUUCAAAACCAACUAGCGAGCAACAACACAGAUAAGGAAAAUCAAAAACCUCACCAGCAACUCACCAAGAAAUGGCUAACUUGAGGACGGCUAUGGACUCACAAUUCUGGGACCAACCCAUUUCUUCCUCACAAACCCUAGAAGGUUGUGCUUACUCCAUUCCUGGAGACCCAUUUCCUCUUGAAGUCACCAGAGCCAGCAAAGCCCUUAGAGUUCAACAACUCUCUGUUUUAGGAAAUGGCUUCCCUCUUGGCACCAUUCCCUCUUUCUCUCCUACUUCGACCAAGGACCUUGGCGCUUUUUCUCUCCAGUCUCUCUUCCUCAAACUCGCCACCUCUAACAGUUGGCUAGGAUUAAUUGGCCAAUUUAGACCAAAGAAGCUGAUUUCUUCUAUUAAAGGAGAAUUUACUAAUGCUGAUGAAUUUGAAUGGCCUGCAUUUAAAGAUGUAGCUAAGCAUGUUUUUGACAAGUCGAUUUAUUCCCUUGGUUUAUUCUCACAAAUCUCCUUGUCUUCAUCUUCUGUGUUGCUAAGCACAGAAAGGCAUGGUGACAAGAGGAGACCACGCUACAAGAUGAUGCUCUGGCAUGAGCUUCCUGAUCAUGAUAUAACUUUGGAGGCUGCGUGGCCUGGGCUAUUUCUUGACCACAAAGGGAAAUACUGGGAUGUUCCUGAGUCAAUAUCCUUGGAUAUGUCAUCCCUUCCCUCUGAAUCUGGGUUCCAAUACCGCAUUGGUGUACACAAAAACGGCGGUCAUCCUCAGCCUGUUAACACCUUAAAUGGUGAGGUACCCUGUGCUUUGAUGCCUGGAUUAUGUGCGAAGGCUGCCUUUUCUUAUGAAAAGAGAAAGGAUUUUUGGAGGCAAAAAGACAAAGUUGAUGAUACUGCGGUGAAGACAGAUAAGGGAAAGGUUUGGCACCCGUCAUUUGAUAUGCGCCUUAGGGAACCUCAUUCUGCAAUAUCUGGGAUUAUUGGUGGCACCUCUGUGGCCUGGUUUGGGGGCAGUGAAAGCUCCCCAUCUACAGAAUCGCAUGUUGAUAUGGACACUUCAAUUGGCACAAAGAAGAGAAGUCCAUUAAAUGCCAAUCUGUUUGGCUCAGUUUGCUAUACUUUUCAGCACGGGAGGUUCACUAAGCUAUAUGGUGAUCUAACUAGGGUAGAUGCUCGCCUGGAUAUCUGUUCAGCUUCUGCAGUUGCUAAAAGGGUUUUCAAUAUUUUCAGACGUUCUUCCUUUAGUAAUGCAGACAAUCCACUGUCUUCUCCAAAGCUUAGUCUGAUCCUCCAACAGCAGGUUGCAGGUCCAAUUAUGGUUCGGGUUGAUUCAAAGUUUUCACUUGGUUCUUCCUCUGGGAAACAAGGCCCGCAUGUCGAGGAUCUCAUAUGCAGCUUGAGUUACUCAUUGAGGCUUUUACGCUCUGGGAAGGUUGUUGCUUGGUAUUCUCCAAAAAGAAAAGAGGGGAUGGUUGAGUUGCGCUUGUUUGAGUUUUAAUUAAUUCUGUACUUUUUUCCUGUCAUGAUUUUGUCUUGAAUACACUUGUUUUUUUCUGGAAAUUUUUUAUUGCAGAGAGCAAAAAAGCCACUUUCUUUUCA
Messenger RNA from Populus trichocarpa (black cottonwood), 1670 nucleotides. Its product is annotated as protein TRIGALACTOSYLDIACYLGLYCEROL 4, chloroplastic. The record is from RefSeq and is a predicted model, not a curated record. The transcript is spliced from 5 exons. Lineage: Eukaryota; Viridiplantae; Streptophyta; Magnoliopsida; Malpighiales; Salicaceae. The coding region runs from base 154 to 1569 and encodes 471 amino acids. Gene Ontology annotation, biological process: ER to chloroplast lipid transport; acylglycerol transport. Gene Ontology annotation, molecular function: phosphatidic acid binding. Gene Ontology annotation, cellular component: chloroplast envelope.